UCUACAGUAUGACCCCCCAUGCGAGGUGUGCGAGAAAAUGCGUGACUAUAUCCUUGAUCCACAAGAGGAAGACAAUGAAGAACGAAGGAAACUUAGAGAGGAGCUCAGGGAUGAUAUCCUGAAGGAUAUCCAGGUAUAUCCUGGUGCUAACGAUACAACAGACUUCGAAAAGGCGAAAAACGAAUACAUCGCUACGUACUAUGAUCAGGCAGGCGAAAGACACUUCUCCCUCCCAUCGGACACCUGCGUCAAAGAGAUUGAUUUCAAUGAUCUACUUAAAGAGGCAGAGAAAAGAAAGGAAAGUACUAAAGGAGAUGAUUUGGACGAUCUGGUCAGUCUUACAGCCUUUCAAGUCUUUCUCAAAAUGAAUGGAGUACUAGAACUGCCUGAUUCCAAUGCGGAGGGCAAGUGCAAGGCAUUCCUUGAUAUCUUUUCCCUGUAUGUAUGCGCAUCUUCCUCUAUUGGAAUGCCGCGGAAUCGACAGGAGCAUCAAUUGGUAACUGAAUCCAGAAUGGAGACGCUGGAGAAGCAAUUGCUCUUUUUGACACCACAACAGAAUGAGAUAAUCAAAAGUCAUACGGGGGACUUCAAAGAGUCAUGGCUCCUCCCCAUGGCGGGAGGGUCCGGAACAGGAAAGACUAUUAUUGUGAUGGAGAUAGCAAAGCGAUUGAAAAAUGAAAAGGAAAGGGAUGAAGUACUGUUAGUGAACCUAGGGGGUGGAGAGCUCACAAAGCGCUUCCGAGCAGAAUUCCAGGGUAAGUGUGAAUCACCUACUAGAUCUACAAGGUAG
Darwinula stevensoni is the source of this 790-nucleotide messenger RNA. NCBI's taxonomy places the organism in Eukaryota, Metazoa, Arthropoda, Ostracoda, Podocopida, Darwinulidae. The record is from the annotation of a GenBank genome assembly.